Molecule: messenger RNA, 1260 nt
Organism: Python bivittatus (Burmese python)
Lineage: Eukaryota; Metazoa; Chordata; Lepidosauria; Squamata; Pythonidae
Product: vomeronasal type-2 receptor 26-like
Biological process (GO): G protein-coupled receptor signaling pathway
Cellular component (GO): plasma membrane
Molecular function (GO): G protein-coupled receptor activity
Source: RefSeq, a predicted model, not a curated record
AUGGAAAUUCUCUCCACACCACACAGAUUCAUCCCAAACUAUAAAUGUGAUUUCAACAACAACCUGGUAGCAGUCAUUGGAGGACCUCACUCAAAUGAUUUUCUUGACAUAGCAACUAUUCUGAGUCAGUACAAGAUUGCACAGCAUGGCAUCUGUUUUGACUUCAUUGAAGAGAUAGCUGGUGGGACAUUAGAUGAGACUGAACGGUUUUUGGAAGCAACCCAGGCCAAAGUAUCACCUCUCUCCCUGUGUAAUGAUAAUUGCCCUCCAGGAUACCGAAAGACCCCAAAAGAAGGAGAAGCAUUUUGCUGCUAUGACUGCUUUCCAUGUCCUCAGGGAAAGAUCACCAAUCAGACAGAUAUGGACAAAUGCUUCCAGUGCCAAGAAGAUCAGUAUCCAAACCAUAACCAGGAUUUCUGCCUUCUCAAGUACAUUACAUACCUCUCUUUUGAAGAAACGUUAGGAAGCAGCUUGCUGACAGUGGCCAUUAUCCUUUCUUUCACCACAGUUUCUGUACUAGGCACCUUCCUGAAGUACCACAACACUCCCAUUGUCAAGGCCAACAACCGCAGCCUCUCCUACACCCUCCUCAUCUCUCUCCUCCUCUCUUUCCUUUGUUCUCUGCUUUUCAUCGGUCGACCUGUGAAGAUGACUUGUCUCCUUCGACAACCGGCUUUUGGCAUCAUCUUCUCACUGGCUGUUUCUUGUAUCUUGGCCAAAACCAUCACUGUAGUUGUAGCUUUCAUGGCCACUCAGCCAGGAUCUCAGUUGAGGACAUGGGUUGGGACAAGGCUAGCCCUUUCCAUUGUUCUCUCCUGCUCAUUUAUUCAAAUUCUUCUUUGUAGUGUGUGGCUGGCAAGCUCACCCCCUUUCCCAGACUUUGAUAAGCACUCUUUCAUUUCAGAAACCAUUGUGGAAUGCAAGGAAGGGUCAGUAGUCAUGUUUUAUUGUGUCUUAUCUUUUAUGGGCUUCCUGGCCCUUGUCAGUUUCAUUGUUGCCUUCCUAGCCAGGAAGUUACCAGACACUUUCCAGGAAACCAAAUCCAUCACAUUUAGCAUGCUGAUGUUUUGCAGUGUGUGGUUGUCCUUUAUCCCUGCCUACAUGAGCACCAAGGGGAAAUUUGUGGUGGCUGUGGAGAUCUUCUCCAUCCUGGCCUCCAGUGCUGGACUCCUGGCUUGUGUCUUUUUCCCCAAAUGCUACAUCAUCAUUGCGAGGCCUGACCUGAACAAAAGGGAGCAUCUAAUAAAGAGACUUUGUUAA